This is a messenger RNA of Besnoitia besnoiti, 1788 nucleotides long. RefSeq lists its product as uncharacterized. NCBI's taxonomy places the organism in Eukaryota, Apicomplexa, Conoidasida, Eucoccidiorida, Sarcocystidae. The record is from RefSeq and is a predicted model, not a curated record. The coding region runs from base 1 to 1788 and encodes 595 amino acids. The transcript has 4 exons.
AUGUUGCAAGCCAACAAGGCUUCAGUCCUGACGGGCUUCCAUGUGGGAAGUAUGAAGGUGCAGUAUAUGGAGGUGGAAUACCUGAUUAUGGUUUUGAAUAAAAUCACCUCUCUCGCGUCGCUUCUCUCUGGGUUUGCUGCUUCCGCAUUCUUGCAAUCGACAGGUCUUCAACAUGAAGGGUCUUGGCUCAAAGUUGUCUACGUGCUUUGCACGUCCAGCGCUCUGGGAUUCAUGCUGCUUGUUCUGCUGAUCUGCACACUCUGCACCAUGUGGGGCCCCGGCCUCGCCCUACGAGGACCUGAGGAUUCGUCUCUGACCAAGGCGGUGGAUAUCAUGAACUCUUCAGUUCGAUCUACGUUCCGGAUAUUUAGCGUUGGACUGGCCAGCUACCUGUUUUCGUCUAUCCUGUCAAUGAGCCUGCUUCAACCAACUCUGUCGUGCUUCGUCUCGAUUACCAUCAUUUCGAUAGGUGGCUUGCUUAUCUGCCGCGCAGGGUGGCAAGUCGUGGACAACUUGUCGCCAAAGUAUGUGACAUCUGCGGCCAUCCAAGGUGACCCGUUUUCCUUCGCUUCUCGCCUCCCCGGAGACAAAGAGGAGAGCCACAGAGCCGCGGACGCUAGCUUUGGGCCUCCGCCAUCCGCGUCGCCCUAUAUCCACCUCUGUGACGUAGAAACAGGAGUUGCGUACUACCCUCCGCAAACUGUCCUGCUUUCCGUUGACCGCGAGCAGAGAUAUGAUUGGGAAGCCGAGGCGACAGAGGGCCUGCAUUGGAGCAGUCUGGCAUCUCCCUUUCAAGGUGCACCGCCGCGUCACCCCGCCUCCGUGGGUGGCCGCGGCAUGGGGGCGCCAGAGAGGGGAACUGCUGGACCAUUUGGCGUUGGAUUUUUCGCGGGCAGCGGCGCCAACAGACCUGGACGUGACCAGGCGGCGGGUGAACGGCCGCCGCCCGCCACUGGAGAGUCGCGAGGGCGAUGGCCUUCUCCUCGGCCUCCGCACUGCGGCUCAGGGGCUGCGCAGGCGGGUGCAGGACGAGCAGAAACGGGGCGGGCUUCAGCUGGUGGAAACACACCUACUCCUGUGCCUCCUGUCGAGACCGAGUCUCCACGCCAGCCGUCGUCCAUCUUCCUCAACGAGAGCCUCAUGCUUCACCGUGCAGCCAGCGCUCUGCUGAGCCUCUUCUCCCCUUCGUCAGACGAUGCAGCUGAAACUCCAGCUGCGGCAAACCAGUCUGCUUUCCCUGCAUCUGCGUCUUUCUCUCCAUCGUCGUCGCCUUCGUGUCCGUCCUCCGUCCCCCUCCGCCAGGGCGCGCAUGCGCGGCAUGGUCAAGUGAAAGAUGGCGCCGAGUGCGGAGUUCUCUGCAGACCGGCUUGUUCUGAAAAUGACGACAAGAGGAGCGUCUACAUGCAGAGAGAGGUCUUGGAGGCGGAACGAGAAGGCGAGGGAGACGUUAGGGAGAGACAGCGAUCGCAAGAGGAGACCUCACACAAUCCCGCUGCAGAUCUGCGAGUUGCUCGCUUAUUGUCGCCUUGCUCAGUUCCCAAAAAAACAUGUGAGAUCUUGGUGUCUGAGGCCAGAGGAGAUCAUCGAGGAGAUCAUGGACGUGACGAGGUGAAGAGGCAGCUAACGAACAAGAAGAGCGAGUGUGGCAAUUACCCUACGAGAGGCCAGCCCUUCGACUCCCUAGCUUGUGGCAGGAGGAGCAAUAGAGACGAUAGUGACGAGUUGGCAAUAAGCGUCCACCACCCUGCACAAGACGCUUCCGGCGGUGAUCACCCGGCCACAGAGUAA